This is a messenger RNA of Oldenlandia corymbosa var. corymbosa, 1449 nucleotides long. NCBI's taxonomy places the organism in Eukaryota, Viridiplantae, Streptophyta, Magnoliopsida, Gentianales, Rubiaceae. The record is from the annotation of a GenBank genome assembly.
AUGUCUUCACUAACUGCAUUGGCAGUUGCUCAAAUUCUUAUGUUUUUCUUUCGAAUUGUAAGUCCAUAUGACUAUGGCCGUGCUCUUACCAAAUCCUUGUUAUACUUUGAAGCUCAAAGAUCCGGGAUGCUGCCUGAUGAUCAGCGAGUGGCCUGGCGAGGGCACUCGGCCUUAACAGAUGGACAAUCUGAAGGAGUUGAUUUGGUGGGUGGAUACUAUGAUGCAGGGGACCAUGUAAAAUUUGGAUUUCCAAUGGCAUACACUGUGACCAUGCUUGCUUGGAGUGUUGUUGAGUUUGGUCAAGAACUCCAAGAAAAUGAUGAACUUGAAAAUGCUUUAGCAGCUAUCAAGUGGGGAACUGAUUACUUUAUCAAAGCACAUUAUAAGCCUAAUGGUCUUUAUGGUGAAGUCGGAGAUGGUUAUAGCGAUCACGAAUGCUGGCAAAGGGCGGAAGAAAUGUCAACCCCUAGAGAUGCUUAUCAAAUAGACGAAAACAAUCCUGGAUCUGACCUUGUAGGCGAAACAGCAGCCGCUCUUGCAGCUGCAUCAAUGGCAUUUAACGAAUCAGAUCCAGAAUACGCAGAACAACUUCUAAAUCACUCGGAAAUGUUGUUUGAGUUUGCUGACAAGUAUCGCGGCACGUACCAAACUAGCAUCCCGAAGGCCGGGGGAUUCUAUUCCAGCACCGGAUAUGAGGAUGAAUUACUGUGGGCUGCGACCUGGAUAUAUAGAGUCACCAAAGAUAAAUAUUACCUAGACUACAUCAAUCAGUUAAAUCCAGGAGAUGUAAGAGGCUCGUUUUCAUGGGAUGACAAAUAUGUUGGUGCCCAAGUUCUUAUUGCACAGUACCUUCCCGAGGAAGAAUUAUCAGGACUUAAAAGUCUCAGCCAAUACAAACAUUUUGCUGAGGGCUACAUCUGCAACUGCAUCCAGAGAGGCGAAAACAAUGCCACAAUGACACCAGGAGGGCUUCUAUGGUACCAUGAAUCCAAUAAUCUUCAAUACACAACUAGUGCAUCAUUCAUCAUAACAGCAUACGCAAAAGCACUCUUAAACGCCACGAGUACAAUUGAGUGUCGAGGUGUUGAGGUAACGCCAGAAGAGCUCGUCGACUUUGUCAAGUCACAGGUUGAUUACAUUCUAGGAUCGAACCCAUUGAAUGUGAGCUAUUUCGUGGGGUUUGGAUCAAACUAUCCCAAGAAGAUUCAUCACAGAGGUGCCUCAAUAAUCUCAAUAAAGAAGAACAGCACAGAAGUAAGUUGUAAAGAUGGUUUUACCAAAUGGAGAGACAGAGAUGCACCAAAUCCAAAUGUACUAGUUGGUGCCAUUGUUGGAGGGCCGAAUCCAGAUGACUCCUUCAGCGACUCGAGAGAUGACUACAAUCACAAUGAGGCUGCCACCACCAACACUGCCCCUCUUGUUGGUGUUCUAGCAUUUCUUGCCUCCUGA